Molecule: messenger RNA, 1436 nt
Organism: Cynoglossus semilaevis (tongue sole)
Lineage: Eukaryota; Metazoa; Chordata; Actinopteri; Pleuronectiformes; Cynoglossidae
Product: ras-GEF domain-containing family member 1C
Exons: 12
Coding region: 15-1436 (473 amino acids)
Biological process (GO): Ras protein signal transduction
Cellular component (GO): plasma membrane
Molecular function (GO): guanyl-nucleotide exchange factor activity
Source: RefSeq, a predicted model, not a curated record
UGUGCUCAGGCAUCAUGUUCACCACUCCCACUGGCUUCAGCCCUCAUCUGGCUUGCGUUGAGCCCGAGGAGGAGGAGGAGGAGGCCCCGCAAGAAGGCCCGGAGCCCGGGGCCUGCCUGUCUGACGGGCCCAUGAUCACCUCUGCCUCCCUGGACACUCUUAUCCAGAAUCUGGUGCCCACUGCCGACUACUACCCCGAGAAAGCCUAUGUGUUUACCUUCUUGCUGAGCGCUCGCCUGUUCAUCCCUCCUCCGGAAUUACUCGCCAGGGUGUGUGAGCUGUGCAUCAAGCAGCAGCAGCUGGACCAGAGCCCACUGGAUACGGCAAAAGUGCGAAAAUUUGGUCCCAAGAUCCUGCAGCUGCUGACGGAGUGGACUGAGACAUUUCCUUCUGACUUUAGAGAAGAGAAGAUGGUCGGACACCUCAAGGACAUCAUCCGCAGGAUAGCUCCGUGUGAUGAGGCCUACUGGAAAACCCUGAACCAGGUACUACAGAAGCUGAGCCAGAGGCUGGCCCAGAUGAACCAGGGGGAGGAGAGCAUCGUCAAGGUCUCCCUCAACGCCUCCUCCAUCUCUGACAAGCUGGUGGCCUUCAAGACCAAGCCGCCGCCCAUACAGAAGGACAUGCUCUCCAUCUGCAACGACCCGUACACACUGGCCCAGCAGCUGACCCACGUGGAGCUGGAACAUUUAAGUCACAUCGGCCCCGAGGAGUUUGUCCAGGCCUUUGUUCAGAAGGACCCUUUAGAUGGAACACAGCAGCCAUGCUUCAGUGACCAGAAGAAGAAAACGUCCAACCUGGAGGCGUACGUCAGAUGGUUUAACAGGCUCUGUUACCUGGUAGCUACUGAGAUCUGCAUGCCGGCAAAGAAAAAGCAGAGAGCCCAGGUGAUCGAGUUCUUCAUCGACGUUGCCAGGGAGUGUUUUAACAUCGGAAACUUCAACUCCCUCAUGGCAAUCAUCUCCGGUAUGAACAUGAGUCCUGUGUCACGGCUGAAAAAGACUUGGGGCAAAGCCAAGACGGCCAAAUUCUUCAUCCUGGAGCAUCAAAUGGAUCCUACAGGAAAUUUUUACAACUACAGGACUGCGCUGAGGGGAGCGGCCCAUCGUUCUCAGACUGCCAACAGUAACAGAGAGAGGAUUGUUAUCCCUUUCUUCAGCCUUCUGAUCAAGGACAUUUAUUUCCUCAAUGAAGGAUGUGCCAACAGGCUGCCUAACGGCCAUGUCAACUUUGAGAAAUUUGUGGAGCUGGCACGCCAGGUUGGGGAAUUUAUGACGUGGAAACAGGUGGAGUGUCCUUUUGAGGAGGACCGCUCCAUCCUGCACUACCUCCACACCGCUCCAAUCUUCAGCGAGGAUGGACUCUACCUCGCAUCCUAUGAGAGCGAGAGUCCAGAGAACCAGGUCGAGAAGGACAGAUGGAAAGCACUCAGGUGA